ACCCUAAUAAACAUGCCACUUGAAUUUUUGCUGGUCCCUUUCUGAAACCCUAUCUGAGGGGUUUGAGGGUUUUAGUUUUCAGCAACUCUAUAAACUUUGCGAAACUGAAUCCUAAGCUUUCGAAGCUAACCUCAACACUGGUAAGGUCUCGUUUAUUUUUCUUUUCUUUUCAAAAACGACUUUUGUUGCUGGAUUCUUUUCAAUGUCUCUUAGUUUCCAUGUGGGUAUCAUCUAAUAAGUUACUUUCUAGUAGAAAAUAUGUCAAACAUGUUAGCUUCAUAAGAUUAUAUGCCGUCUCAACUCUUGCUCACUUGAAUUUUGCGUUGUCAAACCCCAUUGAAGAACUGCAAACCAUAGAUACCCAUGAAAAAAAUCUUGUGACUAAUCAUUUCGUUGAAAAAGAUAAGGUAAAAGUAGUUGAAACUUUGAAAUAUUUGAGGAAAGACCCUGUCCUUGCUUUCUCAUUCUUUAACCAACUAAAGGAAAAUGGAUUUUGUCUUGAUCCUCAUGCAUAUGCUGCUAUUGUUAGAAUCUUGUGCUAUUGGGGCUGGGAUAGGAAAUUGGAUUCCUUAUUAUUGGAGCUUAUUAGGAAAGAGAGAGACUUGGAUUUUAAAAUUAUGAAUUUGUUUGAAGCUCUGGCAGAAGGGUUUGAAAGCGAAUGUUCCAAUAUACUUGUUAGGGUGUCUGAUGCUUUAGUUAAGGUUUAUGUUACUGUUGGAAUGUUUGAUGAGGCUAUUGAUGUGCUUUUCCAAACAAAAUGCCGUGGAUUUGUUCCACAUAUAUUGUCAUGUAAUUUUCUCCUGAACCAGUUGAUUGAGCGUGGGAAAAUCGAUGUGGCUGUGAACAUUUAUCGGCAGAUGAAGGCCUUUGGCCUAAGUCCUAAUGACUACACCUAUACCAUCGCUAUUAAAGCAUUUUGUAGAAAGGGUAGUUUAGAUGAAGCUGUUGACGUUUUUCGAGAGAUGGAGGAAUGCAGGGUGACUCCGAAUGCUUUUGCUUACACAACUUAUAUUGAAGGUCUCUGUUUGCAUGGGAGGUCAGAUUUGGGUUUUGAAGUCCUUCAAGCAUGGAUAACUGCAAAGAUUCCAAUAGAUUUGUUUGCUUUUACGGUUGUCAUUCAUGGCUUUUGCAAUGAGAUGAAAAUGAAGGAGGCUGAAAAUAUAUUGCAUGACAUGGAAAAGCAAGGAUUUGCCCCAGAUGUGUAUAUGUAUGGUGCUUUAAUAUCUAGAUUUUGUAUGGUUGGGAAUUUAUUCAAAGCUUUGGCUCUUCACGAUGAAAUGGUGUCAAAAGGUAUCAAAACAAAUUGUGUGAUUGUAAGCUCAAUUCUUCUAGGCUUGUCUCAUAUGGGCAUGGCUUCUGAAGUAGCAAAUCAAUUUAAGGAAUUCAAGGAGAUGGGGAUUUUCCUUGAUAAGGCUUGCUACAAUGUAGUGAUGGAUGCUUUGUGUAAGCUGGGGAAGGUGGAAGAGGCUGUGGCAUUGCUUGUUGAGAUGAAGGGUAAGCAAAUGGUUCCCGAUAUCAUCAACUACACAACUCUGAUUGGUGGUUACUGUCUUAAAGGUAAAGUUUUUGAUGCCUGGAAUUUAUUUGAAGAAAUGAAGAAGAAUGGACAUAAGCCUGAUGUUAUUACUUAUAAUGUUCUUGCUGGUGGUUUAUCGAGAAAUGGCCUUGCACAGGAGGCCCUUAAUCUUUUAAAUGACAUGGAGACCCAAGGUGUAAAACCUAACACUGUCACUCAUAAUAUGAUCAUUGAAGGCUUAUGUAUAGCAGGUAAAGUGGAUGAUGCUGAAACUUUUUUUGAUAAUUUGGAAGAGAAGUGCUUGGAAAGCUACAGUGGCAUGGUCAGUGGUUACUGUGAAGCUGAUCAUACGAAGGAGGCCUUUGACUUGUUUAUUAGGCUGGCUAAGCAGGGAUUUCUUGUGAAGAAAGCUUCCUACAUAAAAUUACUUCAAAACCUCUGUAUGGAAGGUGAUAAUGAGAAGGCUCUGUUGUUGCUUGACACAAUGUUGGGUAUGGAUGUCAAUCCUACCAAGAUCAUGUAUAGUAAAGUCAUAGAUGCACUUUGCUGGGCAGGAGAAAUGAAGAAGGCUCAACGUGUUUUUGAUGUUUUGGUCAAUACAAGUGUAACUCCUGAUUUAAUUACUUACACAAUGAUGAUAAAUGGUUAUUGCAGGGUGAAUCGCAUGAGGGAGGCCUGUCAUCUUUUGGGUGAUAUGAAAAGCAGAGGGAUUAAACCAGAUGUUAUUACUUACACAGUUUUGAUUGACAAUUGUUCAAAAGCAAAUUGGAAAAUGUCCCAUUCCAGGCCAGAUGGCAUGGAAAGUGAGGGAAAUAAAAUGGACCCUUUAGUUUUUUGGAGUGAGAUGAAAGACAUGGAUAUAAAACCUGAUGUUGUUUGUUACACGGUUCUAAUUGACAAACAUUGUAAAACAAACAACAUCCAGGAAGCUAUAAUGCUUUUUGAUGAAAUGAUUGAUAGAGGACUAGAACCCGAUACUGUGACGUACACAGCUCUUUUAUCUGGACAUUGUAAUGUGGGAGAUGUAGAAAAGGCUGAAGUCCUUAUUGAUGAAAUGAUACAUAAGGAGAUACAGCCAGAUGCCCAUACCAUGUCAGUAUUGCAGCGUAGUGUUUUGAAAGCUAGGAAAGUGCAUUUUCGGCAGUAACCAUUCUGGUUACUCAUAGUAGGUAGAUCAAUCAUAAAAUCUGUCUAAUCAAAUCCAGUUGUUUCAAGGUACAAUGAAACAAGUCAUGCUACUGAACAAGUGCACUUUUCAUACCCCGGAAAUGGUUCAACAAGACAUUUUAGUGUAUCGUUAUAUUGCUGAAGGCCUUAAGAAGGGAGGCUUUGUUACCAGCGGAAAGCAUCCUUUGCAGUACAAUACUCUGUCCUCCUUGACUGAUACUGGAUGGAGAAAGCAAAUUGCCCCCUUUUUUUCGGUGGAUUGGCUAGGUAUUUGUUUAUAUCUUUAGUUUGUAUAAAGUUUAUGUUUACCAUAUGAAACUUAAGGGGAUCUAUUCGAAUUCUAGUAUGUAAUUUCUGAAUGUUGGCUAUUGUUAUUAUGUAGUAUAAUAAGUAACUAUGUAUUAAUUUGGGAUUUGAUUUUCCUUCGUCAGUCUUUCCUUUGGAACUUUGUUUGUUGGUCCAUAUGUUGGUGCUAAAACUACUUCAGUGAUUAAUGUGUGGAAAUGAGCUGGUGCUAGGGGCAUGGUUGUCUAUUGCAUGUUUACCUGAGAAUUAUUUUUGUCUUCUGUAUCUUCACUAAAGUAAGAUAUUAUCUCUUAUGCUCCAAAAAAGAGUAGGAGACUUGUAUUUUGCAGCUAUCUUCCAAUUCCUGCAAAUUUAGUUUGUCUUGAUUUUGAUGCCUAUAUCAUGUAAGUUAUUAUGCUGAUCCUCUACAGAAUACAUCUUAUUUGCAAGAAUAUUUAUCCUUAAUCCUAUAGUUCUGUCUAGUUUUUAUAAUAAGUUUAAAAUGCAUUAGCCAGCAUUAAGUAUCUCGAUUUCAUAAUGUUAAUGUUGAAAAGUUACCCACUUAACAUGCACACACAAAUUAGAAUAACAAUAAAAGAAAAGUAGAAAAAUGCUAGACAAGGAAUUUUAUAUGGUUUGGAAAUGUCCCUACAUCCAUAGACAGCAACCUGCAUUUUUCACUAUUAAGGAUAAAAUUACCAUCACCUAUUUAUAGAGUUGCUAGAGUUUUCCUUGUACAAGUAGGAGUAGGAGAAACUCAAUUGUACGAUCCACAAACUCAAGUCAAAACUAAUGCUAAAGUUCAAAUUUUAAUGUCAGUUAAGCCUAAUUUGUUGAUCUCAUUCUAUCCAUUAUGUUUGAGUUCCCAUAGGUGCUUAUGUUGAAAGAACUUGCAAACAAUAAAUAACCAUGUCAGCGAUUAAUAUUAGUUUUAGGUCGGGUACUAGUUGAUAUCUCUCUUCUUUUCAUUGUUGUCAUCAGUGAUAUCUCACAUAAAGAUAUUUGCCUAUAAAAUAAUUAGAAAGAUAUUAUUUAGCAAAUUGCAUCUUGUCACAUGGUAAUCAAAAUUUAAAAUUAUAUAAAGUAAAUAAGAACAUAUAAGAAAAAAGCAGAAAAAUUCUGAAAAACUUAUCAAUGAUACAAUGACAUUUAAUUAAAUUAAAGUUUGAAAAGGAAAAUGAAGAUUAAUGACAGAAAAUUGGAGAAAAUAAAUAAAAUUCAAAUCCAAUUUUAAUGUUUUAAAAAUUAGAUGUUUAUUUAUCAUUGUUGUAGUUGAUUAUAGACCACUACAUGGACAUUAUUCAUUAAAAAUUUCAGUAAAAUGGAAGAAAAUUCUGAAACAUUAAGGAAAACCAGAUAUAUCUCAAAUAAAUGAAGAAAAAACUUUAUUUAACAAAAAUAAAGAAGCUCUUGUAACCUAUAGAUUUUAUAUUAAAUUCUUGAAAUAUGUAAUUUUGACAUUUCAUAUGUUAAAUUGAAAUAAAAGAAAACGUUAUUAAUGAAUGCUGACAAAUAAUAGUAGUUUAAAACUUUAGUUGAAUGUAAAUCUGUUGUGAAUUAUGAUAAAAAUAUAAUGUAAUAUGUGAUCAUGAGUCCAAAUCUAGAAAUGAAAAUUCUUGGGAAUUUUAAGUAUUUCUUAGGAAUGGUUUACAUUGGCAAAACGUAGGAAUCUUAUAUUCAUAGGUAGUAGUAGGCAUCAUAUUAAUGCUAUUAUCUUCUACCAAAUGCCACCUUCAUUUUCCUUCUCACUUUCUGAAUCCUAAUGAUGUCUGUGCCUCAGAAUAUGUGCAAAGAGUGUGAUUCAAAUGAAGUGUUAAGGAUGUGCAAUUAACUGCAUUCAUGUGAUAAGGUAUUUGUGAUCAGGUGGUGUCCAGACAAGUUUAGUGUGCACCUUAACUAUUCCAACAAUACUUGCAUGUCUAUUUUACCAAGUUGCUUUAGUACUUUUGAAAGUUUAAAAUCAUGACUUCUAAUCACAAAGGCUGAAAUGCAUUUCUUAGCCAGUUUUGAAAGUUCCAUUUGUCUUUCUUGUGCAUCAAAUGCAGCCUUGGUGUCAUUCCAUUUCUGAGCGUCAUAUGUCAAUGCCCAUUACCCUUGAGCAAGGUUACUGGUCAAAGUAUCAAAAGGCUAUUGCAAGGGGGAAAUGUCAUUGUCUGAUCUUCAACAACUUUGGAUGACAGAUUAUACUUCCCUGGAACGCGUCACUUACUGUAGGCAAAGCAAGAUUGUCAUACAGGUGGAAUAUGACUCUUCUUCUUGUUUGGAACUGGAGGAGGAGGUGGGCUUGGCAAGGGUUUGCUGCCUAGUUUUCUCAUCUUCAUUUCUGCAAGAUGACCAAAUCAAAUGUGUAAUCUUAUACAUAUAUGCUAACUUGACAAGAUUAAAGUUGAAAAUCAAUCAUAAAUAUAUAUAUAUUUUUGUGCAUUAAGUUUUGAGUAUUUCACUAGUAGUUUGACUCAUUUGCAUACCUAAUUAGAAUUGUAGGCAUAAACCAAAUUAUAGGCGACUAAUGAGGGUCUUGAGUCUCUAGUUAAUUGAUGUUUUUACCCCAAUUUCUUUGUGAAUUCAUUCAUAAUAAAAAAUAUCAUGAUUAAUUUUACUAUUCUAAAUCAUAUUUUUUAGUAGUAUUUUAUAUAUGUUCAGGUAAUUCUAAACUAUACAUUAAUAAUAAUCGAAGUACAAUUAUGAAAUAUCAAAGUAAAAACAUCUGUGCCCCUUGCUGCUUAAUUUUUUUUUUUAAAAGCCACUACUAAAUUUACUAUUGAUCUACAAUUAUCUUUUUCAUGAGGUGAUAUUUGCUACUGAUUACU
Hevea brasiliensis (rubber tree) is the source of this 5778-nucleotide messenger RNA. Its product is annotated as pentatricopeptide repeat-containing protein At2g26790, mitochondrial. Bases 219 to 2663 code for a protein of 814 amino acids. The record is from RefSeq and is a predicted model, not a curated record. Gene Ontology annotation, molecular function: protein binding. NCBI's taxonomy places the organism in Eukaryota, Viridiplantae, Streptophyta, Magnoliopsida, Malpighiales, Euphorbiaceae. The transcript is spliced from 6 exons.